Messenger RNA from Cuscuta campestris, 4183 nucleotides. The record is from the annotation of a GenBank genome assembly. Lineage: Eukaryota; Viridiplantae; Streptophyta; Magnoliopsida; Solanales; Convolvulaceae.
GGGAAAUAUAGAUGAGAGGGAUGAACGGGAGGAAAUAAGCUGAAAACUCGAAAUCAGAAUUGUGGACACAUUUCCCUUUUCACAUUUCUGAACAGUUUCCGGUCGAAGCUAUACUCCCAAUCUCUGAAUCUCCUGCUGCCCCCUUGAGAUCGAAGCGCUAACGAAUGGUGAAAAACCCUAAAUCAGAAGAUACAGAUACUUGGGCGUAAUCAUCAUCAUCAUCAUCAUCAUGUACAUAAAGCAGAUUAUAAUUGAAGGGUUUAAGAGCUACAGAGAACAGAUAGCUACUGAACCAUUCAGUGCAAAAGUGAACUGCGUUGUUGGUGCCAAUGGAUCUGGCAAGUCUAACUUCUUCCAGGCAAUACGCUUUGUCAUUAGUGACCUCUUUCAUAACCUGCGCAGUGAAGAAAGGCAUGCCUUGCUUCAUGAAGGUGCAGGCCACCAAGUAUUAUCGGCUUUUGUGGAGAUUGUGUUUGACAAUUCAGACAACCGAAUCCCGGUUGAUAAGGAAGAAGUACGCUUGAGACGAACAAUUGGGCUAAAAAAAGAUGAGUAUUUCUUAGAUGGAAAACAUAUCACGAAGAAUGAAGUAAUGAAUUUACUGGAAAGUGCUGGAUUCUCCCGUUCUAAUCCAUACUAUGUUGUGCAACAGGGAAAGAUAGCAUCACUGACAUUGAUGAAAGAUCCGGAGCGACUUGAUCUUCUGAAAGAAAUUGGUGGCACACGAGUUUACGAAGAGAGACGCCGAGAAAGUCUGAAGAUUAUGCAAGAAACUGGUAAUAAGAGGAAGCAAAUAAUUCAAGUUGUGCAAUACUUGGAUGAAAGGUUAAGAGAGCUCGAUGAAGAAAAAGAGGAACUUAAAAAAUAUCAACAGCUCGACAGACAGAGGAAAUCUCUGGAGUACAGUGUAUUUGAUAAAGAACUUCAAGACGCAAGGCAGAAAUUGGCAGAGGUUGAUGAUACUCGCAAUCAAAUUUCCGAGACAUCUACUAAGAUGUACGAAGACGUGUUGAAGGCACACGAAAGCGCUAAGAAAUUUGAGAAGUUGUCCAAAGAUCUGACAAAGGAAAUUCAAAUUUUAAGCAGGGAAAAAGAAGCUUUAGAGAAACAGCAAACAGGAGCUGUGAAGAAGCAUACUGAGCUUGAGCUCGAUGAGAAAGACCUUCGGGAGAAGAUCAGUGUGAAUUACAAAGCCAAGGACGAAGCAAUCAAACAACUUCACCUUUUGGAUAGGGAAAUUCAAGUGUCAUCUGAUAAACUCAAUAAGAUUACGACUUUGUAUGAGAAACAAGUUCAAGAGGAGGAUGAUUUAACAAAGAGUAUUAUGGAACGUGAAAAACAGCUUAGCAUUCUUUAUCAAAAACAAGGGCGUGCUACUCAAUUUGCUAACAAAGCUGCUCGUGACAAAUGGCUUCAGAAGGAAAUCAAGGAGUAUGAAAGAAUCUUGUCCUCAAACCAACAACAGGAGAGUAAACUCCGUGACGAAAUUAAUCAGCUACAUAGAGACAUAAAUACUCAGGAUGACAUCAUUAUGCAUCGUAAAAAUGAAGCAACAGAGAGGGAAGCUCUCAUAUCUGGUUAUCGGCAAAGUUACUCUGCCUUUAAAAAACAGAGAGAUGAGUUACAUGAUGAACGGAAGUCUUUGUGGGAAAAGGAGAGUGAACUUAGUGCUGAUAUUGCUCGACUUAAAGCAGAAGUUGUGAAAGCAGAGAAAAGCCUAGAUCAUGCAACUCCUGGGGAUAUUAGAAGGGGACUGAACUCAGUUAGGAGGAUAUGCAAUCAACAUAGAAUCUUAGGGGUGUUUGGUCCAAUAAUUGAGUUGCUUGAGUGUGAGGACCGGUUCUUCACUGCUGUUGAAGUUACUGCAGGAAACAGCUUAUUUCAUGUUGUGGUUGAGGAUGAUGAUAUAUCAACCCAAAUUAUCAGACAUCUAAAUGCAGAGAAAGGUGGGCGUGUCACAUUUAUUCCGCUGAACAGGGUGAAGGCUUCUAAAGUUUCUUAUCCACAGAACAAUGAUGUGAUACCACUUUUAAAAAAAUUGAAGUUUUCGGACACACAUACCAAAGCAUUUGAACAGGUGUUUGCUAGAACCGUUAUUUGCCGGGAUUUAGAUGUUGCAACCAGAGUUGCCCGCAUAGAUGGUCUUGACUGCAUUACUUUGGAAGGCGACCAAGUCAGCAAAAAAGGUGGCAUGACUGGUGGUUUUUAUGACCAUAGACGCUCAAGACUGAGGUUUAUGAAAACUAUUAAGCAUAACCAUAGUGAUAUCCAUGUGAAAGAAAAUGAAUUGGAGGAUGUUAGGAAAAAGCUUCAAGAUAUCCUUUUUACACCCGAGCUUCUAGUUUACUUUGCAUUUUACUUUUAUGCCCUUUUCUCACAGAUAGACCAGAAAAUUAAUGAACUAGUGGCUGAACAACAGAAGAAUGAUGCUAAGCUGGCUCAUGACAAAUCUGAGCUAGAACAGUUUAGGCAGGACAUUGCAAAUGCUGAAAGGCAGAAACAAUCCAUAGAUAAAGCUCUUGAGAAAAAGGAGAAACUACUGGCCAAUGUUUUGACCCAAAUAGAUCAGCUUAGAUCUAGUAUAGCCAUGAAACAUGAAGAGAUGGGAACAGAACUAGUCGAUCACCUGACACCAGAAGAGAGAGAAUCUUUGUCACGCCUGAACCCUGAAAUAACAAAUCUGAAAGAGAAGCUUAUAGCAUCCAAGGCUAACCGCAUGGAGACUGAAACAAACAAAUCAGAGCUAGAGAUGAAGUUAUCAACAAAUCUUGUAAGACGGAAGCAAGAGUUGGAGGCAGUCAAAGUGUCUGUAGACACUGAUGCGCUCAGUACUGAAGCUGAUUUAAAGGCACAGGAAGUGAUGGAGGCUCAUAAAUUGAUUGAGAGCUUGAACCAACAGCUUAAAAGGGUUUCUGCAAACAUAAAUGAAAGAAAUAUGAAGCUCAAGGAGAUCAAGGGUGAAAUAGACAAAUUGAAGGCUCAGGAAGAUAAGUAUCAGGGCACCCUUCAGGAUGAGAAGAGAGAACUGGAGCAACUCUUAAAUAAAAGGAACACCUAUGUCGCAAAACAAGAUGAGUACUCUAAGAAGAUUCGAGAAUUGGGCCCAUUAUCUUCUGAUGCAUUUGAAACGUAUAAAAGAAAGAACAUAAAAGAGUUGUACAAAUUGCUGCACAAGUGCAAUGAGCAGCUACAACAGUUUAGCCAUGUGAACAAGAAAGCACUUGAUCAGUAUGUAAAUUUCACUGAGCAGAGGGAAGAACUUCAGAGAAGACAAGCUGAACUAGAUGCUGGUGAUGAGAAAAUUAAAGAACUUAUAUCAGUACUGGAUAUGAGAAAGGAUGAAUCAAUUGAGCGUACAUUCAAGGGUGUGUCAAAGCAUUUUCGCGAAGUCUUUUCCGAACUUGUGCAAGGCGGCCAUGGGGUUUUAGUUAUGAUGAAGAAAAAGGAUGUUGAGGAAGACGAUAAUGAUGACGAUGAUAGGCCUCGCGCAGCUGAAGUGGAGGGAAGGGUUGAGAAAUAUAUUGGUGUUAAAGUGAAGGUUUCUUUUACAGGACAAGGAGAAACACAGUCAAUGAAACAGUUAUCUGGAGGUCAGAAAACAGUAGUGGCACUAGCUCUGAUCUUUGCCAUACAGCGAUGUGAUCCUGCCCCAUUCUAUCUUUUCGAUGAAAUUGAUGCUGCACUGGAUCCUCAGUACAGAACUGCUGUUGGAAAUAUGGUUCGUCGGCUAGCGGAUAUGGCAAGCACCCAAUUUAUAACGACAACGUUUAGGCCGGAGCUUGUGAAAGUUGCUGACAAGAUAUAUGGUGUAACACACAAAAACAGAGUCAGCCGAGUUAAUGUAGUCUCAAGAGAAGAAGCUUUAGAUUUUAUCGAUCAGGAUCAGUCCCACAAUGCUGAGUGAGGAAGCUGACUAGCUUUUGGUUGGUACAUAUAAAAGCAAGGCAAAGGCUUGUGCACCAAUCACUGGGAUACUUACUACCCUUAUCUAACAUGCAGCUUAAGUUUAUUCCCUUUGCUUCUUGUUAAAAUGUCCAUUGAGUCUUAUCUAAUCCUCUCAACAUAUGUUCAAAAUGACAUAAUGUAGAUGCCCAAAGUCUCUCUUGUUGACUAAAAAACAUUCAAUGGUAGUGAGAUCUGCAUAUUUGGUAAUGCAUAGUAGCAGAGUUCACAUUGUGUUCCU